Molecule: messenger RNA, 1046 nt
Organism: Lotus japonicus
Lineage: Eukaryota; Viridiplantae; Streptophyta; Magnoliopsida; Fabales; Fabaceae
Product: protein PPLZ02-like
Exons: 2
Coding region: 149-838 (229 amino acids)
Biological process (GO): regulation of DNA-templated transcription
Molecular function (GO): DNA binding; DNA-binding transcription factor activity
Source: RefSeq, a predicted model, not a curated record
AUUUGGAACAAGCCCAACUACAUAAACCCACACCCUCUUCUUCUUCUUCCUUCCCCUGCAGUUGGUACCACAACAUAAACAACUCUCUCUUUCACUCAAACAUAAACAACAACACUUUCUGAAAAGAUUACAAAUUCUUUUGCCUAACAUGGCCAGACCACAACAGCGUUACCGAGGCGUCCGACAAAGGCAUUGGGGCUCUUGGGUCUCCGAAAUUCGACACCCUAUAUUGAAAACUAGGAUAUGGCUUGGGACAUUUGAAACUGCUGAGGAUGCAGCUAGAGCAUACGAUGAAGCCGCGAGGCUAAUGUGCGGUGCGAGAGCAAGAACAAACUUCCCUUACAACCCCAAUGCGUCUCAGUCUUCAUCUUCCAAGCUUCUCUCAGCAACUUUAACUGCUAAACUGCAUAGAUGCUACAUGGCUUCUCUGCAAAUGACAAGGCCUUCAAUGCCAGAGCCUCAAAGAGCUGCAGAUUCCCCAAAUGUGGCCAACACAAGCAACAUUCCCAUGAAAAAUGGUGAAAUUGAAGAAAUGUUGGCACAUAAGAGGCCUAAGGAGGAACAAGAAUCCGAGGGGAAUUGGGUUUUGAAGAAGGUUAAGGCAGAGAGUGCUCACAACGCUAUGUUUGAAUAUCCGAUGACACCAAUGCAGACAGAUGUUAACACACAAUUCAAGAUAAAAAGUGAACGGAACUCUUAUUAUGGAUCGGAUGAAAGUCGGUUCACAUUGCAGUUAAGGCCUCUUGAAGAAGAUCAUAAUCAUAUAGAGCAAAUGAUAGAGGAGCUACUUCAUUAUGGUUCCAUUGAGCUUUGUUCUUAUCCAACACAGGCUCUGUGAUUCAUGAUUUGACUUUGAGCAUUUUGUUGUUGCUACUUCCACAUUCUUAUAUUCUGCUAAUUUAACCAAUUACUAGUACCUUAGCUUCUUAUAUCUAUAGGCGUCCUAGAUAUUUUUCUAAGAGACACCAUUGGACAAUGUUCUGUGUAUAGCCAAUCAUGUUGUUAUCUGUGAAAUUAUGCAUGUUUCCUGGCUCUUUGUUCUAAAA